Molecule: messenger RNA, 3637 nt
Organism: Oncorhynchus mykiss (rainbow trout)
Lineage: Eukaryota; Metazoa; Chordata; Actinopteri; Salmoniformes; Salmonidae
Gene: accs
Product: 1-aminocyclopropane-1-carboxylate synthase homolog (inactive)
Biological process (GO): biosynthetic process; amino acid metabolic process
Molecular function (GO): pyridoxal phosphate binding; transaminase activity
Source: RefSeq, a predicted model, not a curated record
CUACUGAAGCUUGGCAGUACUGUAACCAUAACAAACCUUGGUUUUGAGGCUGUAGGCUCCGAUUUUGUUAUUACUUUAGUUGAAUGCUUCAUAAUACGAUUUAAAUAAUAUUUGCCUACAAAUCAUGUAUUAGCUAAUUCAGGUUAGGCCUAAAUAAUAGGGAAUAGGAUAGCCUGUACUAGCAGGUUUAUUAGCUUUCAGCCAAACUCGGGCGAAUGCUUGGCUAUCACUACUUUGAUUGGAGAGAAAAAACACUGAGUUUCGUUUUGAUUUCCAUAGAAAAUAUAACCCAGAAGACCUGUCAUCUCUCAAAGUGGCGUCUAGAAUGGACUUCCGCGGUAGAAAGUAUGAGCGGGGCAGCAACUGGUCCGACCCAGAGGUGGCCGAACUCCUCCAGCUGUGGUCAGAUGAGUCGGUCCAACUCGAGCUGGAAAGUUGCCUCCGAAAUCAACAUGUAUUUAACCGAAUAGCGGACGUCCUGCGGGAGAACGGUAUCUAUCGCACUGGCGACCAGUGCAGGGAGAAGAUAAAAAAGAUGAAGCUGGAGUACCGCCGCAUUAAGGACAACCACAGGAUGAUACGCGGCGGGAGGUCGUGGAAGUUUUAUGACGUUAUGGACCGGGUCUUAACGAACCGACCGGCCAUAUCCUACUCCUCAUUGGGCGGUGCCGUUAUAGCCCACCAAGUCCUCCAGAGCCCGCCUAGUGGGGCAGACGCAUACACCCAUGGUCUGCCAGGUGGUGCCUUUGGUUCCACUGCUUCGGGCGGGUUCUUGUUUGGUCAUCCGCCCAGGCUGGGGGAGCUGCUUGAGAUCAAAUGUGAGCAUGCAGAGUCCGAGGACGGAUUGCUGAACUCCGAUGCUGCGCCCCCAGAGCUACUGUACCAUACCGGGUCUGGAGAUGAGCAUGACACUGAUGGGAAAUCUGCCGGGCUGGACCAAGAGGAUCCGGUCGAGAUGGCGAGAGGAGAGCGCACGACGUGCGCGCGAUUCUCUCCUUCAGGUUUCAGUGAUCAGAACCAGGCUGGGUCCUCAGGCACAGGGGCCUCCAUUGCUGGUCCUGAUGGCCGGGACACAGGGAACCAGCGUGACCCAGAGGGUUCCCGACCUGCAGCCCCUGUGAGGCAGAGGAAGCGUCGGCGUGCAGGUAGAGGGGCUGGUGGGGGAGGAGGGGGUGGAUGUGGGGGCCGGGGGCCCCUGGACGAGGCCCUGGUCAGCUUCCUAAGCUGGCAGCGGUCUGCCGAGGAGCGGCUCAUCUCCCUGGAGGAGGCACGGCUGGAGAGGGAGGCGCAGGCGGAGGAGAGGCGGGAGCAGAAGGAGGAGAGGAGGGCGGAGCAGGAAAGACAGCAUGAGCUCCGUCUGUUCAGCAUGUUCACUGGGGCCCUGGCCGCUGUUAGACAGACUGCCCCUACUGCUCCACCGGUUGCUCCUACUUUCUCUACUGACUCAACUGUACCCUCUGCCACUUCUGGACACACCGCUAUACUUAACGCCCUAUCUGCCCCAGCUACUUCGUCUGUCCCAUUUGGCUGUCCUGCCCCAACUACAGAACCACCACCAUCCAUCCCAGCCUGUUGCCCCACUAAACCUGAGAGCAUACUGGCCACACUAAGUGGUGCAGAGACCCCUGGCCACAGUGUGUACCUGUCUCGCCGUGGCAACUCCAUUAGACAGCACCAGGGCAUUCUACAGGAGGGCUACACCCAGUACCACGCUGACAAAUACCAGCACACUGACAACCCCAAUGGCAUCAUCAACAUGGGCACCAGUGAGAACAAGCUGUGCUAUGAUCUGCUGCACAAACGGAUGACCCAGCCUGACAUGCUUCAUAUCGACCCAGCCUUGCUGCAGUAUCCUGACUGGAAAGGCCACCGCUUUCUGAGAGAAGAGGUGUCCAGGUUCCUGUCCCACUACUGUGGUUCGCCCAGGCCACUGAGAGCAGACAAUGUUGUGGUGAUGAAUGGCUGUGGCUCCCUCUUCUCAUCCAUAGCCGCAGUGCUUUGUGACCCGGAAGAUGCAAUCCUCAUUCCAACUCCAUUCUAUGGAGUGAUCACUGAGGAUGUGCAUCUGUACAGCGGUGUUCGGCUCUUCCAUGUUCAUCUCGACUGUGAGCCUAGUGGCAGUGGCAGUCGGCCGUUCCACCUCACUGUGGACAAACUGGAGGAAGCUAUGAGGAAGGCGAUUAGCGAGGGGUUGAAUGUGCGGGCCAUGGUCCUGGUGAACCCCCAUAACCCCCUGGCUGAUGUCUACUCCCCUCAAGAGAUGACUGGCUUUCUGGAGUUUGCCAAGAGGCAUAAGUUGCACGCCAUUGUAGAUGAGGUGUACAUGCUGACAGUGUUUGAAGACACAGUAACCUUCCACAGCGUCCUCAGCAUGGACAGCCUGCCGGACCCCCAGAGAACACAUGUGAUGUGGGGGAUGAGCAAGGACUUUGCGAUGGCAGGAGUGCGUGUGGGCACUGUGUACUCUGAUAACAGGGACUUGGUGGAAGCUCUGGAUAAACUGGGGAUGUUCCAUGGUGUCCCUGGUCCCAUACAGCACCAGAUGGCAAUCCUGCUCCAGGACAAAGAUUGGAUCAAUGGGAAGUUUCUUCCAGAGAACAGGCUGAGAAUGCAGGCAGCUCACAGGUACAUGACAGGGGAGCUACAGAGCAUGGGAGUCCCCUACCUCCACCGGCCUGCUGGCUUCUACAUCUGGGCUGACCUCAGGAAGUACCUGUAUGAGCCGUCGUUUGUGGAGGAACUGUCCCUGUGGAGGUGUUUCCUCAGACACAAGGUGGUGCUGAGCUGUGGCCAAGCCUUCCAUUGCUCCACUCCCGGCUGGUUCCGCAUUGUCUUCACCGACCGACAGCAACACCUUACGCUCGGCAUGCAGAGGAUCAGGAGGGCCUUGGAGGAGAUAGAUGGGGCCACAUCCACCCUUGACACGGGCACAACCAACGAGGCCACAGAGGAGAAAGGGACAGAGAAGACAACACAGGGGGACACAACAGACGCACACAAACCUCUUGCUGUUAAGUCAACAUCCUUGUCCAAGAACAGAUCAUCAGAAGAGCCAGAGGAGAAGGAUAAUAACAUCCCUGAUGCCAUCCCAUUGGUCAGUGAAGAUUUUAUCUUGCUUGACUGCCAGACGUCCCACCCCGCAGAAAGUCUGGACUCCCUGAUUGGUGCCCUGAGGCAACAGAUCCACACCUCUGAUUGGCUUGAGAAGAACACUCCGGAACUGUCUGCUGGGGAGGACCCAGAGCUUCUGGAUGUGUUCAAAGACCUGCUGGACAGAGCCAGAAAGUAGAGGAGAAGAAUGGAUGGAGAGGAAAGGAGGGGAUGGAUAGGAGAGGAGGGGAUAUAGAGGAAAGAAAGGACAUCAUCAUAGGCGACAAAGGUUCCCCAGUUUGUCCACAUCAGAAUGUCUUAAUUUUUUGUUAUGAGAGCUGUUCUUCAUUAUUUCAGCCAGAAGUCAGUGUAUCAGGCUGUGCUGUAAUCUCUGCAGUUCUGUUCAUUGAAUGCCAAUGUUGACUCAAACGAAUAUACAGAGUUAAAUUUAAGUCUCUGUCAAAUACAUUUUAUACUUUAGUUAUAACUCGUUUUCAGGUUGUACUUUUGUUCUGUAAUCCACUUUAAUGAUUAACCUUGAAUAUGG